CUCGAAUGGAACCAGUUAAGGAGUUCGCCACACUAAGUUGAUAGGGCGCCCUCUUCGUCGUAAACAUGUCGGCUGCUCGUGCAAUCGAGAGGAUUCGGCCUCACAUCCCACUGAUCAAAUUUCGCUUUGUCAAGGGAUCUACUGGUACGGGGUCAGUUGCCAUUGGAGCCUCUAAGGCAAAGUCUAACUCCAGCACCUCAAAUGUCGGCACCAGGAGAGGAGACAGCAUAGAAUUCACAUCUUUGCCUCUAAAGUACAGGAGGCUAGCGUUAACUCCUCAAGAGGUGGAUUACAUCAAUAGAGGAGGUCCUGACUAGAUUCAGGAGUGAUGCAGCACAUCAUUACCCAGAACAUCUCAGCUUGAUUCCAGCAUGUUCUCCACAACAGUUAUAUACUGGCCUAGGGUGGCUAGGGACAUUCAGUAACGUGGACUUUCCAUUGGCUGUGUCAAGGAGUGAGUCAUUUAUUCAGCUCAUUCCCAAAAUUGCUUCUUGAUCCUUCACUAAUUUGAACAAGAGUGGUAUUUUUUUCAGGUGGGGGUGUUAUUUGUCAUAAGGUUGUGUAAAGCUGCUAUACCUUGAUAGCGACAGGUGCAAAGGUUAAAAUAGUAAUUACAAGGUUCACAAUGGUCAUUUGGUUACCAAAUAAUAAUCAAUGUUUUCAGGUCUUUGUUCGGACUCAAGAGGUAAACAUAAGUGCUGCAUCUGCACAGGUGGAUGGAGCUAGUUAAGCUUAGGAGGAUCUGAUAAUGUUACGGUGUUGGGAUGCUGGAUCUUGAUUGGGAAAAUGUGUAACCUACGGGCUCCGUGCACAUGUACCCCUUUCAACAGUAAGAAAGGGAGAGUUGGGGGAAACCACUGGGAGAGACAUUCGAUGCUGCCUGAUGCUUACGCAAUUUCAAAGACGCUGUGGUUUUGCGCAUAUAAAAUCAGAAGUGCGUACUUCGCGCUAUAUGCAUGCAAACCAGUACAGGCAUGUGGUGUGUUCCAUCCAUGGAGCUCUUGAAAGUGGUUAAAAAGCGCCCUCUCUGUUUGUGCAUGGAGCCCAUAAGGAAAUGGUUGGCACGUAAUACAUGUAUGUUUCUGCCUCCCUUUUGCCCCCCCUUGUGCCUCCUUUGGCCGACCAAAGGAGUGCAUUGAAGGAUGACUGUCGCCACUGCUGUGCCUCCAUUUGGCGUUGGUUGCCGUAGGUUGCACAGGGGAAGCACAGGGGAGGCAGGCAAGUUGCUCAGUGGACGCACAGGUCCACAGCUCAUAGCUCGACAUGAAAAUGCCCGAAAAUUGCAGUUUUGGUGGUUCAAGGGAGGCACAAGGAUCGCUGGAGCAGUUACAUAGAAAUCAGAUUUUUUGGGUUUAGGCGACCAUUGAGCGUCCUGGCCGUUUUUUUGGUUGCUUAUAUGUGAUACAAAGAUUGCAGCCCUGUGUAAAGGGGGCCUUAACAGUAAUUUUCCACCCAUAUCGUGGUGCCAGGUCACAAAAAGAAUUGCGCAUAAAAGACGUAUCUCACUGAUAUAUAGACAUCCAAAACCAAUUCCCAUUAACCUUCAUUCAUGUACAAAAUGCUUUCCUGUCUGUUCAGUACCUUUGGCAUUUGUGUGCUUCGGUGUGCUCAUGUGAAGUAUACUGCUGUUUCCUGUGUACUUUGUGUAUUCACAUUCAGUUGACAGUGCAAUACGUCUGUUACGUUUCCACUGAAAGCAACAUUAUUGGCAACAGUAACACAGGGUUGAAGACGUCACGGGGGGGGGGGGGGGGGGGGGGGGACAGAUAUAUUGGCUACCUCUCGGAACAGGUGCAUGUACCCUGAAGGCCAAUUUACAUGAUUUACACAUGCAACUUUGUUGCGCGCCAAUGUCAUGUGUUUUAUAAGUACGCACAAAUUAUUGAGAAAUUAGUCCCAUGACUUUGUUUAAAUGUUAACAACCCAAUUGAUUUGGGCAUAUCAUAUAACUGUAACAAUGACGCACAACAAAUCACUUUCAUGUGUAAAUUGGCGUUUACAAUUUUUAAAAUAAAUUGUGUUAAAUUGAAAAGGUUCAAUAAACUGAGUUGUUUGAAGGGGACAUGGGUGGAUCGGAGAAAAGUCUGACAUCGGGCACAAGCUCUGAAAUUGUUGGUCAAGACCAAGCACAAAGAACACAUUGACAUGUAAAAAUAGAGUCUGUGUUAUAUGAAUGGGUUUAUCUAUCCCCCAUGUUGUUUUUAUUUGUACAAAUAAUUUAAUUUCCGUUAAUGUGAAGCAUUUAUGCUGUAUAAAAAAUAUGCAAGUGUAUAAUAAAAAUUCCAUUUAGCAUAUAAA
Molecule: messenger RNA, 2298 nt
Organism: Patiria miniata (bat star)
Lineage: Eukaryota; Metazoa; Echinodermata; Asteroidea; Valvatida; Asterinidae
Product: 28S ribosomal protein S36, mitochondrial-like
Exons: 4
Coding region: 66-317 (83 amino acids)
Biological process (GO): 2-oxoglutarate metabolic process
Source: RefSeq, a predicted model, not a curated record